CAUACUCGCAAUGAUAUCAUAAAGUCUUAUAUUUUCGUUGUAAUAACUCGCAAUUUCUAUUUAAACUUGCUAAAUAUUAUAGUUAUAUUUAUAGUGUUUCUCAAUUAUGAAAAAUGAAGAAAAUAAAAAAGUACAAGAAAAGUGCCUCCUGCAAACGAUCGAUGAACUAGGACGAGGCUCAAAGCUUUUGUGGAUUGCUUUUUUUGUUAGUGCCAUAUCUUCACUAUUGAAAUCGUUGCAUACGAUGUCGUAUGUGUUCAUAGCUGAGAUACCUGAGCAUUGGUGCCAUAUUCCAGAACUGUUAGAUGCUAACUGGACAGCCACGCAAGCACAAAAUAUUUCAACAGUAGACAAUUGCUUGAAGUAUGAUUACAAUUAUGCAUAUCUUGCGCGUUUAGACUAUAAAGACGCUGGAAAGUAUGUUGAAGAUUUAAAAUUUAACACUAGUCUUGUUCCUUGUUCUUCUUUCGUUUUUGAUAAAAGUAAAAAGUCAACAAUAGUUAAUGAAUGGAGUUUAGUUUGUGAUCGACAAUUAUAUCGAGCAAACACAUAUUUUACAUAUUCCCUCGGAAAACUUUUAGGUACUGGAAUCUUGGGAGUAUACGCCGACAAAAAUGGAAGAAGAAAAGCAUUGAUUAUAAGUUUAACUCUGCAAACUAUUGCUGUACCUCUAACUUCAAUUAUUCCAUGGUUUUGGGGGUACAUUUUAUGCGAAUUACUAAUUGGACUCAGCGUUGCAGCAAUGUAUUCAUCGGCUUACACGAUUGUGUCAGAAAUUGCAAAUAAAAACAAAAUGAAGAUUUUAGGAAUUGUAUCAGAUACUUUAAACCCAGCUGGCGUAUAUUUGCUCAUAAUUAUUUCUUAUUAUAUUAAAAAUUGGAGAAACUUACAAAUGGCACUAUCAUUAUUCACUAUUCCAGCAAUUAUCUUGGUUUGGUUUGUAGAGGAAUCACCACGUUGGUUAAUAGCCCUAAAUCGUCAUAAUAAAGCACAAAAAAUAAUUGAAAAAUAUCGAAAAAUUACUUUUACUCCGGAUUUCAUUACCACAAGUAUACCACUAACUUCUAUACCAAUAGACCAUUCUAUUACUGAAAAAAAGCAUCAAAAGAGUUUUGCUGAGCGUUUUCUAGGAAAUUCAAGAAUUCUUUUUACAGAUCCAAUUUAUAGAAAAAAGAUUCUUAUCAUGUACUUUUCAUUUUUUGUUUGUGUGAUGGUCGGCUAUUAUUUAAUUUUUAAUGUUGAUAAUUUCAAAAUAAAUCGUUAUAUUUUCAUGGCAGCAACAGCAACCACUGAGCUCGUAUCUCUUCUUACAGUUUCAAUAGUUCUCAGAUAUAUAAGUAGUCAGAAAAUAACUAUUAUUCUUUACUGGAUCGCAUCAAUUUGUAUGCUAUCAAUGGUUGCUAUACCCAAAGACAAUAUAUAUCUGACGAUAGAACUGACAGUGAUAUCGAAAUUUUGUUUAAGUUCUACAUUUACAACAAAUAUGUUAUUUUCUUUGAAACUGUUCCCAUCAAGUGUAAGGAAUUCAGCUUUAGGAAGCUGUAUAUUAAUGGCCCAAGUUGGAUCAAUGUCAUCUCCAUACUUGGUUGAUUUUCUGGGCAAAGUUGCACCGUGGUCUCCAUCUGUGCUUUGCGGUGGCGCACUAUUUAUUGCAGGACUUCUUUGUUGUAUUGUUCCUGUUUAAUUAAUGAAUUGUAUCAUAAAUAAUUUACAUGAGUUAAAAAUAAUGAUAGCAUUAAGAUAAAAAAAUUAAUGUAAGUUUUUGUUAAUGUCGAAUAAAUUAUAGUUAUUG
This is a messenger RNA of Cotesia glomerata, 1792 nucleotides long. RefSeq names its product organic cation transporter protein-like. The transcript is spliced from 6 exons. Gene Ontology annotation, biological process: transmembrane transport. The record is from RefSeq and is a predicted model, not a curated record. Bases 107 to 1684 code for a protein of 525 amino acids. Lineage: Eukaryota; Metazoa; Arthropoda; Insecta; Hymenoptera; Braconidae. Gene Ontology annotation, molecular function: transmembrane transporter activity.